Molecule: messenger RNA, 973 nt
Organism: Rhizophagus irregularis DAOM 181602=DAOM 197198
Lineage: Eukaryota; Fungi; Glomeromycota; Glomeromycetes; Glomerales; Glomeraceae
Biological process (GO): protein homooligomerization
Molecular function (GO): protein binding
Source: RefSeq, a predicted model, not a curated record
AAAAAAAUUUUUUACACUUGUAUUCAAACUACAAGUAUAACUUCUGAUUUUACAUCACGUUAAACUAAAAUAAUUAAAAUGAAUAGAAGAAAUUCAUCGAGACAAAAUUAUCAAUGUGUUCCAGAAUCAGCAGAACGAAUAAUUUUAAAUGUGGGCGGUAUUAAGUAUGAAACUUAUAGGUCAACUUUAACAGCAUAUCCAUCAACAUUACUUGGUACAAUGUUUCAAGAACGUAAUAGGGCUUUAUUACACCCUGUUAAUGGGAAUGAAUAUUUUAUUGACAGAGAUGGUAAAUUAUUUCGUUAUAUCUUACAAUUUUAUCGUAGAAAUAAAAUUGUUUGGCCCGAACCUGGAUCAGAUUAUGUGUCCAGAGAAGAAUUAGAAGAGGAAUUUGAUUAUUUUCAAAUUCCAAUCUCAUAUUUUUCAAAUGAUAGUAAUGAAUUACCAACACAACCUGUCAAAAUUUCACCAAUAACAAAAAUAGUUUCAAAAAAAUUAGAUGACUUUAUAUCAGUACUACAACAUUCAAUAAUAGAAGUUUGUGCAACAUUAUCCGAGACAAAUUUACAAAGAUUUAGUGCAAUUUUAACAUUAACAUUUGCUCAUGAGAAUUUAAUAUCAAAUGGUAUAACAUCUGUUGUUUUAAAACCAAAGAAUGAUCAUUUAACUAAAAUGUUAUUGAAAAGUUUAUUACCUUUUGGUAAAUUAGGUUAUUUUCUUUUAGAUCAAUAUGGUGAAGAAAUUGGCAAACAUUUACAUAAAAAUAUACCGGAAGUUACUUGGGAAUUAAAUCAUAAAAUUUAUGGACCUACAGAAAAAUUUUACGAUAUUAUUUUAAAUAUUAAUUAUCAAUUUAAUAGGGAUGAUGUAUUGAUUAACAGUUCUUUAAAUUUCAAAGAAUGAACUUUAAUAUAAAAAAAAAUUAACUUGAAAGAACAAUUGGCUGUAUUUAUAAUUAUUUAGCUGAUGGGUU